Paramecium sonneborni is the source of this 1348-nucleotide messenger RNA. NCBI's taxonomy places the organism in Eukaryota, Ciliophora, Oligohymenophorea, Peniculida, Parameciidae. The record is from the annotation of a GenBank genome assembly.
AUGUCACAAAGGGAAGAGGUAUGUUACAUAUUAAAAUAAUAAGACACCAUAUUUCCAAGAAUGUUAGAAAUUAGGUGGUAUUUAAUAAAAGGAUAUUUAUUUGUCUCCAACAAAAGCAGCAACAUAUUUGUAUUUACUUAAUCACGUAAGAAAUGCGAAGUAUUUGAAAGUGUGAUAAAAAUGUUGCCAUGAAAUUUGCAAAAAGACGGAUAUGCAAAUGGGAUACAACAAUUGAAUAGGAUGGUCCAGCUACUUGUAGAAUUCUUGUUCCAGUUUAAAAGAAAGAAGUAAUAAAUAAAAUAAUAAUUUAGAAAUGUAUUAAUGGUUGGCAGAAUGUUGGAUAUGAAGUAUUUUAUUAGAACAGAGAUACAAUAGCAGAUUAAAAAUAAUUAAAUUUGGACUAUGAAAAUGAUAAGAUUUAAUAACAAUUAGAGAAUAACGAGUAGAUGCUUACAAAUGAUUUUAAGUAAUAGAUGAAGAAUUUAGCAAAGUUCUAUUAAGAACUUAAUAAAAAAUAUAGAUUAAAUGUUCAUGAUCCUGAUUUUAAAGAGAGGGUUUAAAUAGCUAAAGAAUAGUUAUAAAGAUAAAGGAAUAAACCAUUAUAAUAUUUUAAAAAAGAUGGUGUGAAGUUUGUAGAAUUAUUACAUGAACUUAAUUAAGCAGAUAAACGUUAACACACUGUAUUAGAUAGAUUCAAAGCAUUUAAUUAAUUAAAAGCAUCAUAAUUUAAAAUCAAAGAGAAACUACCUGAAAAACUAUAUAACAAAACAACUAAUGAUGAAGAUUCAACUCCUAUGAAUAGAAAUAAAUUAAUGAAGAAAUCUCACAAGUUCUUAGGAUAAACUUGUAGAAAUGUAACAGACGCAUUUAAAAUGAAAUUCUAAAUAAAAGAUAAAUCUUUUCGUCUGUCGAAAUAAUUUGAUAACUAUAAUCCAAGUAUUAUAAAAAUAUAAUCCUAAUCUUCAAUCUCAUUUCAUAAAAAGAAUAAAACUGAUAAUGAAGAAUAUCUUGAAAUAUAACUCGAAAAAUUCGCUAAUAAAAUGAUAUCACCUUAAACUAAUGUUUAAGAAAUUAAUACUGAUAAUAUUAACAAAUUAAUUGAAGUAUAUAUUUGAAUAUUAAUUAAAAGAAUAAAUCAAAUUUGAAGUAAUUAUGUUUAAAAAAAAUAAAAUAAAAAGUUUUAAUAACCUAAUCCGAACACCGAAGUAAAACAGAAAAACAAGACUCAGAUUGUAAUGCUUUGUUUUCAUCAAGAUCAAGAGAUAAAGAUUCUACAAAAGCUUCAAUUAUUUUUAAAAGAUCUUAAUUGCUUACAUCUUUUACAAAUAAAUCAGAUUGUAUUAAAUGA